UGAGGGUGGCCUAUAGUUUGACUUCAAUUCUCAACUCUCAAACCUUCACGUACGAAGUUUCUGAUUCCAAAGAUCCAGAUUUCACAAACAAAUUAUAUAACCCAAAAAAAAAAAAAAAAAAAAAUUGAUCCUUUUGAGUAGCUUUUCCUUCCAUCACUUUCUGUUGUAUUAUGGAGUGAAGAUCCGACAUCUGAGUACUCACCACCUAUCAUUCCACUGCUUCUUCUGUUUGGAUUCCCAGAAAAAGAAAAAGAAAAAGAAAAAAUGGCUCCAAACACAGUUGUGAUUACAGUUGAGAAGCCUGUGAGCUCAUCAACUCUUUUUCUGGAGAAACAAAAGGCGGUGAGUCCCAAACGACUCACGUGGGUUCUUCUCCUCAAAAUCCAGAGAACUCUGGCUUGCGUUUCAUGGCUGACAAUGGCUCUCAAGACCAUGUUUGUCUCGGCCAAGAAGCGCAUUGCCUUGAAGGAUAUAAGCGAUGAAGAGACGAAAAGCAAAGGCAGGCUCUACAGAUUCAUCAAGGCCUUUCUUGUUCUGUCAAUAGUGGCUUUGGUUGUGGAAGUGAUUGCCCAUUUCAAGAAGUGGAAUCUGAAUCUGAUCCAGCCAUGGGAAGUCCAAGGCCUUGUUCAGUGGUCUUAUAUGGCUUGGAUUUCUUUCAGGGUUGAUUAUGUUGCUCCUUUGGUGAUCAUGUUAUCCAAAUUCUGCACUGUCUUGUUCUUGAUCCAGUCGCUCGACCGGUUAGUCCUUUGUGUUGGAUGUUUCUGGAUCAAAUACAAGAAGUUGAAGCCAACAGCAGAGCCAGAAGGCUAUGACAUUGAAGACCCUUCAAGCUUCCCAAAAGUCCUUGUUCAAAUUCCCAUGUGCAAUGAGAGAGAGGUGUAUGCACAAUCAAUAGCAGCAGCUUGUCAGCUGGAUUGGCCAAGAGACAGGAUUCUAAUCCAAGUUUUGGACGAUUCAAGUGAUAGAAGUGUGCAGCUUUUGAUAAAGGAAGAAGUGUCUUCAUGGAGUCAGAAAGGGGUUAAUAUUGUGUACAGACAUAGAUUGAUCAGAACUGGGUAUAAAGCUGGCAACCUUAAGUCAGCCAUGGCCUGUGAUUAUGUCAAGGACUAUGAGUUUGUCACCAUAUUUGAUGCAGAUUUCCAGCCUAACUCUGAUUUCCUUAAACAGACUAUUCCUCACUUCAAGGGGAAACCUGAUGUGGGACUAGUCCAGGCACGGUGGUCGUUUGUGAACAAGGAUGAGAACUUGCUGACAAGGCUUCAGAACAUCAACCUUUGCUUCCACUUUGAAGUGGAACAGCAAGUGAAUGGUGUUUUCCUCAACUUCUUUGGGUUCAAUGGAACUGCAGGAGUUUGGAGGAUCAAGGCCUUGGAGGAAUCAGGAGGUUGGCUUGAGAGGACAACGGUUGAGGACAUGGACAUCGCGGUUCGAGCUCAUUUAAAUGGAUGGAAGUUUGUCUUUCUUAAUGAUGUCAAAGUUCUCUGUGAAUUGCCAGAGUCUUAUGAAGCUUACAAGAAGCAGCAACAUAGAUGGCACUCUGGCCCAAUGCAGCUCUUCAGAUUAUGCCUUCCUUCUAUCAUAACUUCCAAGACAUCAGUGUGGAAGAAGGCUAACUUGAUAUUUCUCUUCUUUCUUCUGAGGAAGUUAAUACUGCCCUUUUACUCAUUCACAUUGUUUUGUAUUAUACUUCCAUUGACCAUGUUCAUUCCUGAGGCUGAACUGCCUCUUUGGGUGAUUUGCUAUGUGCCCAUAUGUAUGUCCCUUUUGAACAUUCUCCCAGCACCAAAAUCCUUCCCUUUCCUGGUCCCAUACCUCUUGUUUGAGAACACAAUGUCAGUCACAAAAUUCAAUGCCAUGGUCUCCGGGCUAUUUCAGCUCGGAAGUGCUUACGAGUGGGUGGUGACAAAGAAGACGGGAAGAUCAUCUGAGUCGGAUUUAUUAGCCCUCGUGGAGAGGGAAUCGAAGUCCUCCAACGAAGAGAAGAUCUUGAGGAGGUAUUCCGAAUCGGGUUUAGAACUGCUAAGUAAACUAAAAGAGCAAGAAAUAGUAGUACAAGUGGCUUCUAAGAAAAAGGCCAAUAAGCUCUAUAAGAAGGAGCUUGCACUUGCUUUUCUUUUACUCACUGCCUCAGCCAGGAGCCUUUUAUCUGCUCAUGGACUCCACUUCUAUUUCUUGCUUUUCCAGGGAUUGUCGUUUCUUGUUAUGGGGUUGGACUUAAUAGGAGAGCAGAUUAGCUGAAAUCAAUGAGUGAGAAUUUGUUUACUUGUAAUUUUUUUUUUUUUUUUUGAGUUUCUGACAGCUAUAUAUGUUGAACUUACAAACAGAUUUUCCAGCUCUUUGCUGCCUAAUGAGCUUGGGCUGGAACUAGAUUUUAUCACAGGUUGAGUUAUUUACUACUUGAAUGUGUAAGGAAAUCAUAAGAGAUGCGAACUAAGUUGAAUAUUGUACAAUUUCAUAUGUGAUCAGUAUAUUCAUAAUAAUGACUAUCGCAGUAUA
Morus notabilis is the source of this 2496-nucleotide messenger RNA. RefSeq names its product xyloglucan glycosyltransferase 4. The record is from RefSeq and is a predicted model, not a curated record. The coding region runs from base 265 to 2238 and encodes 657 amino acids. Gene Ontology annotation, molecular function: glycosyltransferase activity. The transcript has 4 exons. Gene Ontology annotation, cellular component: Golgi apparatus. NCBI's taxonomy places the organism in Eukaryota, Viridiplantae, Streptophyta, Magnoliopsida, Rosales, Moraceae.